Messenger RNA from Parus major (Great Tit), 1363 nucleotides. RefSeq names its product putative testis-specific Y-encoded-like protein 3. The record is from RefSeq and is a predicted model, not a curated record. NCBI's taxonomy places the organism in Eukaryota, Metazoa, Chordata, Aves, Passeriformes, Paridae. Gene Ontology annotation, cellular component: nucleus; chromatin. The transcript has 4 exons. Gene Ontology annotation, biological process: nucleosome assembly. Bases 113 to 1336 code for a protein of 407 amino acids. Gene Ontology annotation, molecular function: histone binding; chromatin binding.
GGGGAGCCUGCAGAACAGCAAGAGAUGCAAAGGGAGCCUGGAGACAACAAGAACUGACUGCUUGGAGCAGGAAAAAGAGGGUUUGGAGAGCAGCAGAGAGGUCACGGAGGGGAUGGAGAGCACGGGGGAGCUGGGAGUUGCUGUCACCCACUCCUUGGAGCGGAGCAGGGAUGUCCUGGAGACUCCUGCGGAAUCCAAGGGAAACCUGGAGACCACCAGGGAGGCCACGGGUGGUCUGGAGACCAGCAGGGAGGUCACAGGCGGCGCUGGGACCACCAACGGGCGCAAAGGGAGUCUGGAGACAGCCGUCAUUCGCUGCUUGGAGCAAGGGAGAAGGAGCAAGGAGGGCCGGGACAGCACCACCAAGGUCCUGGGCAGCGUGGAGAGCGAUGCUUCUCCUGCCGGGGAGCUGAAGAGCACCAGCAGGCGCAAGGCAAAGACCCCUGCGAGGCCCACGGGGAGCGCAGAGACCGGUCCCCGCUGCCUGGAGUGGGAGAGAAGCGGGAGGGGGGCCCUGGAGGACACAGGGAGCCUGGAGACCACCGUCACUGGCCACGCAAAGCGGGACAGAGAGCAGAAAGGGGGAGUGGAGCCCACCACGGAGCCCCAGGAGGGCCUGGAGCCCACCCCCACAGCCUGUGUGGGGCAGAGCCGGGGCGGCCCCGGGCUCCCGGAUCUCCUGGGGGUCCCAGAGCCCGCGGGGGUCCCGGUCCCCAAGGAGCACGUGGCCGAGGAGAGCGCGGUGAUCUCCCUGGACGAGGACGAGGAGGAGGAGGAGGAGCGGGACGAAGGCCCGGCGCGGUACCUGGCGGCGCUGGAGGCCGUGCAGCUGGAGCUGGAGGCUGUGGAGGAGGAGGCGGCUCGAGCCUUUCGCCGUCUCCGCGCCCGCUUCUGCCUGCGCCGCCGGCCGCACCUGCAGCACCGCAACCGCCUCAUCCAGCACAUCCCCGGCUUCUGGGUCACCGCCUUCCUGAACCACCCGCAGCUCUCGGCCAUGAUCAGCGACCGCGACGAGGACGCGCUGAGCUACAUGACGAGUCUGCAGGUGGAGGAGUUCGGCCAGACCCGCCCCGGGUGCCGCAUCCGCUUCUUCUUCAGCGUCAACCCCUAUUUCCAGAACGACGUCGUGGCCAAGGAGUUCGUGCGCAGCCCCUCGGGUCACCUGGUGUCCCACUCGACGCCGAUCCGGUGGUGGCAGGGCCAGGACCCCCGGUCCCGCUCCCACAAGGGCCCCCCAGCCCCCCGCAGCUUCUUCGCGUGGUUUGGGGACCACAGCUUCCCUGCGGGGGACCGUGUGGCCGAGGUGAGCUCCCAGUGCUCCCAGUGCUCCCAGUAACACCUCCCAGUGCUCCCAGUGCUCCCA